GUUAAAAGACACACGCGCGCACACACAGAUACAUACGCAGAGUGAUUGAGCUGGUUCUUGCUGAGCGCAGAGCUCAUGGCUGUCCCUGGCUAAGACAUACGCAGAUGCACAUAGGAGAGAAACAUAACAAGAACAUCUCUAUAUGUACUGGGGGAAGCUCACCAGUCUCAUUAUGUAUCUGCUAGAUAAUGGUCUGACCAAUAAUUCUAGAGCAAGGAUGACGACUGUGGAACACAUUUUGGUCUUUCUGCUGAUUUUGAUCCCUUCAUGUUACAACAUGCAGACAGCACCUCGUAUCAUCACAUUAUUAGAGACAGUGGACAUUCUACUGGAUCACAAUGCCACCUUCAUCUGUGAGGUGGAGUCACACCCCCCUGCUGAGAUCACCUGGACCAAAAAUAAUCACCAAAUUAUGUACUAUGACACACGGUACCUUACCAAGGAAAAGGGUCAGAUGUUAAUCAUCCCACAUGUAAGAGAGUCAGACAAUGGGGAGUAUUGUUGCCUUGCCAGUAAUGGCAUUGGAGAACCUGCCAAGAGCUGUGGAGCGCUUCAGCUAAAGAUGAAGCCACAGAUCAAAAGGCAUCCCACCAAUCUAACACUACUGGUAGAAUCCAAAGCAGUGUUGCCCUGUGUUACCCUUGGCAACCCUAAACCAGAUGUCACGUGGCUCAAAGAUGAUGAGCUUAUCAAGGUCAAUGACCGUGUUACUAUUCUCGACUAUGGGGCAUUGAAAAUUCAUAACAUACAGAAAGAGGAUGCAGGACAGUACCGCUGUGUGGCCAGGAAUAGCUUUGGUUUGGCCUUUUCAAAGCCUGUCACCAUAGAAGUACAAGCUCCAGCACGCAUCUUGCGGGUUCCAAAGGACAAAAGGGUGGCGUAUGGCAGCCAGAUUUCCCUAGAAUGUAAUGCCACUGGAAAUCCAGUCCCAACCAUUACCUGGCUGGAAAACGGGAAUACUAUCUCCGGAGCCUCAGUAGAGGAGACAUUAGUGGGAGAGGUGAUACUCUCUGUUCUUAAGGUGACGGUGACUAAGCCAGCCCUAUAUACGUGCCUGGCUUCCAACAGACACAAUGCUGGAGCCAACACUGUCAAAGCAACUGCAAAAGUCACUGUUGCAGAGUGGAGAGAACACUGCCUGGCAGUGAAGGAGCUGUACUGCCAUAAGGCGUGGCUGAUAAUAGAAGGCAGCAGUUCAGUCCAGUCUGGACUCUUCAGCUCUCUCACCGGGUCCCAGGCUCCCGUUUCACUGCUGCCAAAAUGUCAGACCUUACCAAGUCUUUACACAGACCCUGAUGGUUGUACAUAUGUUCCUUUUGCAGACAUCAAGAAAGAUCUAAUUACAAGAACAUGUUACAAUGACCGAGGCUAUUUCUACCAGGGUAGUGUGAAUGUAACCAGGUCUGGGACACCAUGUCAACCAUGGAACCAACAGGUUCCCCACCAGCACCAUUUGUCAGUGGAUGUCAUUCCAGAGUUGAAGAAUUCAGGCAAUCACUGCAGGAACCCAGGAGGAAUCAGUGACAAGCCCUGGUGUUAUACCUUAAAUCCGAACAUACGCUGGGAGUACUGUGCUGUUCCACAGUGUGGGGAAACAAGCAUAGCAUCAGUAGUGAAGCCAGAGUCUAGAGACCCUCUCCAGACCCCUCGUUUCCCUCCCGUGACCACAACAUCAUCUCCAGCUUACUCAAUGUCUGUCAUCGUCGUUAUCCUGACUGCUCUUGCAACUGCAGUAUUUCUUGCCGUUAUCAUUCUUGGCUGCCGCAGAUGGAAGAAGCAACUGAGGAAUCGGAAGAGAAGAGUAAUAGAGACCCCGAUGUUGAACGCCCUUCCAUCAGAGCUAUUGCUCGAUCGACUCCACCCUAACCCCAUGUACCAGCGCGUUCCUCUGCUGCUGAACUCAAAACUGUUGGCCCUUGAGUAUCCCCGAAAUAAUAUUCAAUACGUCCGAGAUAUCGGGGAAGGAGCCUUUGGACGAGUUUUCCAAGCCAGAGCUCCAGGCCUGCUACCCAUGGAGUCUUUCACAAUGGUUGCUGUGAAGAUGUUGAAGGAGGAAGCUUCAGCUGACAUGCAGAAUGACUUCCAGAGAGAGGCAGCACUCAUGGCCGCAUUUGACCAUCCAAACAUAGUUCGACUCUUAGGUGUGUGUGCAGUGGGUAAACCAAUGUGUCUGAUGUUUGAGUAUAUGGCCCAUGGUGACCUCAACGAGUUCCUGCGCCGCAGAUCUCCAACCCAGUCAGUGCGCACCCUCAGUCGUGCUAGCUUGUCGGGUCGCAGUUUCUCCUCUGAGCUGGAGGCCGGGCUUCUCUCUUGUACAGAGCAGUUAUUGAUUUCCAAGCAGAUUGCUGCAGGAAUGGCAUACCUGUCUGAGCGCAAGUUUGUCCAUCGUGACCUGGCGACACGGAACUGCCUGGUUGGAGAGGAAAUGGUGGUAAAGAUUGCAGACUUUGGCCUCUCCAGAAACAUCUACUCAGCUGAUUACUACAAAGCCAAUGAAAAUGAUGCCAUCCCCAUUCGCUGGAUGCCUCCAGAGUCUAUAUUCUACAAUCGCUAUACUACAGAGUCAGAUGUCUGGGCCUAUGGUGUGGUGUUAUGGGAGAUCUUCUCCCAUGGGAUGCAGCCAUAUUAUGGUAUGGGUCAUGAGGAGGUUAUUUACUAUGUGAGGGAUGGUCACAUCCUUUCCUGUCCUGAGAACUGUCCUUUGGAGCUCUAUAAUCUGAUGAGACUCUGUUGGAGUACACACCCAUCAGACAGGCCCGGCUUCAGUAGCAUACAUCGGAUACUAGAACGUAUGCAUCAAAACAGACUAAGCAUGAAUGCUCACACUGAAGCUGAUGCUGACUGUUAACUGGUUUUCCCUGUACAAAAGGCAUUGAUUUGCUGUUUUAAUGAUUUAAUGAAUACUUACAUUGGGCCCAAGCACUCAGUGCUGGGGAAAAAUUAUUUGUCUCCUUCAUGAUUUCUUAUUUUAUUUUAUUUACUUUAUUUAAUUUCAUUUUUGCAUAUUUGUUAUACUUACAUAUUUCACUUGAUCAACCACAUUUUAAUUUUAAAUAGAAAUAGCCAAAGCAUGCAGUUUUUAAAUGAUGCUUUAAUUUAUUAAGCAGAAAAUGCUAUCCAAACCUGCAUGGCCCUAUGUAAAAAAGUAAUUGCCCCCUAAACCUAAUAACUGGUUGCACCACCUUUGGCUGCAAGAACUUGUACGACACUGUGGAGGAAUUUUUUGCCCACUUUUCUUUGCAGAACUUAAUUUACUGGAAGGUUUUCUAGUAUGAGCAGUCUAAGGCAAUCCUAUACCACUCCAAAACCUUCGUUCUAUGUGCUCUCAGUGGGCUGGCCACUCUUAGUAAGUGUCAGGACAAGUUUUCUUUAUUUGUGGAUAAUGGCUUUAACUGUGAUUUGCUGGAGUCCCAAAGCCUUAGAAAUCCCUUUUUAACUCUUUCCACUCUUUUCAGUGAAUUUGUUCACAUUUUUUCUUGGGUUUCUUGAGAUCAAGGUAUGAAUUAUUUCAUUUUAAGGACUUAUAGCCUAUUUCAUUUAGUCAAACAGGUUCUAGUUAAGUUUUUUUUUAAUUUUUUUUUAUUUAACAUGUCUGGUGUGAUCCAGCCAGACCACAACAUAAAGGUGACCCAUCCUAAUCAAACUUCAAGCAGCCACAUCACACAGAUGGUACAAUUUUACAAUGAUUUUUAAAUGUUUUUAAUAAUAUGUUAUUUCUUUAGGAUGGAACACUAAUAAGGAGCUGAGUGUAACUUCAUGGUGGCCUUUAUACCAAAACAACAAACAAAAAGAAACAAUCUGAAAUAUUUAUCAAACUUACCUAAGAAAAAAAAAAAUAACCAAAUUGCAAUAGCUGA
Molecule: messenger RNA, 3857 nt
Organism: Haplochromis burtoni (Burton's mouthbrooder)
Lineage: Eukaryota; Metazoa; Chordata; Actinopteri; Cichliformes; Cichlidae
Gene: musk
Product: muscle, skeletal, receptor tyrosine kinase
Exons: 16
Coding region: 143-2848 (901 amino acids)
Biological process (GO): multicellular organism development; protein phosphorylation; positive regulation of kinase activity
Cellular component (GO): signaling receptor complex
Molecular function (GO): ATP binding; transmembrane receptor protein tyrosine kinase activity
Source: RefSeq, a predicted model, not a curated record